AUGUCCGUUACUUUUGGUUCCGUCGGCGAUAUCAUCUCAGUUUGUUUGCUGGUGAAGGACCUCGUCACAGCGCUUGACAAAGCCCGUGGCUCCAAAGCAGAAUACCAGGCCGCGAUACGGGACCUCUGGAUACUGGAACGCGUUCUUCUUGAAAUUGAACUGAUCACUAAACAGCAUGGUAGUGAAGCCACGCCCGAGCUGCGGAGUCUAUGGGAGACGGCAAACCAGGCCUUUCGUGUGGAGAUUGCGGGGACUAGUUCCAGUUUACAGAUGCUGUUGGUUACUGCUAGCAUUACCUUGCUUGAUGUCAAUCGCAAAGAGAUGGACGACAAGUUCGAUGAAGCAAAGCGCAUCAACGACACAGCCAAUUCCGCACAGGACGCAACCCUAGAAAGCAUCAAAUACCGCAUCGAACUCGCGAAUCAAAACAUAGAAGCAGGCAAUUCGGUCUUGGGAAAGUUUAUCGAAGCACUCAGGCUGAAGUGGCUCCGCCAACUGGGCUCUGAGCUCAAGAGUUGA
Molecule: messenger RNA, 519 nt
Organism: Pyrenophora tritici-repentis Pt-1C-BFP
Lineage: Eukaryota; Fungi; Ascomycota; Dothideomycetes; Pleosporales; Pleosporaceae
Source: RefSeq, a predicted model, not a curated record